UUUUCGGUUACCAUUCAGUUCACUAGUUCAGCAACUUGUUGAACGGUGAAGUUUACUUGCCUGAGGUUAGUCUCGGCUCUUGUCAAUCAUCCUCAGCACUUACCAAAUCAAGCAAAUGCUCCUUUAAACCGACGUUCCCUCCCGAGUCUUGACAGAAAGGGAAGGUACAGAAAGCUAUGGCUUCUCUUCUGCAAUCUUCGACUCUUCUUUCCAACUCUUCAUCUUCAUCUCUUACAUUUGUUCUCCCCUACACCAUUCACAAAAUUAGAAAUUCAAGUCUCCAACCUCUGAAACUCAUUCCUUCUCAACCACACACUUUAACAACUUCCCCACUUAAGAGGUCGGACCAUUCGAAGGGAACUCUGAUUCGGAGUACGAUCCUCUGCGAAGGACCGGUGCUUGACCCUCCACCGACGGAGCCUGACCUAGUAGCUUCUCUGAAGCUCAAAUUACUGAAUGUUGUUUCUGGGCUGAACAGAGGUCUUGCUGCAAGUGAAGAAGAUCUUAGAAAAGCAGAUGCCGCUGCCAAGGAGCUUGAAUCUGUAGGGGGGCUUGUUGAUCUAUCAACUGAUCUUGAUAAACUCCAAGGAAGAUGGAAGUUAAUCUAUAGUAGUGCCUUUUCAUCGCGUACUCUAGGUGGGAGCCGUCCCGGGCCCCCUGUAGGGAGGCUUCCUGUCACUCUUGGCCAGGUUUUUCAGCGGAUAGAUAUCUUAAGCAAAGAUUUUGACAAUAUAGUGGAGCUUCAGUUAGGUGCUCCAUGGCCUCUUCCGCCAGUGGAAGUGACAGCUACAUUGGCACACAAAUUCGAACUCAUAGGAUCUGCAAAGGUGAAAAUUAUAUUUGAGAAAACAACUGUCAAGACAACUGGUAACUUAUCACAGCUGCCGCCAUUUGAGGUGCCUCGGAUUCCAGAUUCUUUAAGGCCUUCAUCCAAUACAGGCAUAACAAGAGGAGAUAGAGAUGAACUAAGGGUUUUUGUGAUCUCCUAGCAAAAUGCAAAUACUGUUCUAUAGCUCUUUCUUUGGCAUCCCAAACUUGUUUUUAAAUUUAUGUAAAUGCAGUACUAGAGUUUGCACAGCUUUUGUGACUUUUGUCAUUGAAUAAUGUUUUGGGGGGCUCACUUGUAAAUGCAAUAGCAAGUACAUUCUUUUUUUUCCA
Molecule: messenger RNA, 1158 nt
Organism: Nelumbo nucifera (sacred lotus)
Lineage: Eukaryota; Viridiplantae; Streptophyta; Magnoliopsida; Proteales; Nelumbonaceae
Product: plastid-lipid-associated protein 6, chloroplastic-like
Source: RefSeq, a predicted model, not a curated record